UUCAACCCCGCCACCUGAUCCACGGCUGAUCGUCAGAGCAACGAGUCGCGGCCGGAGGGGGGAAAGUACGAGGAGAGUAAACGAGGUGGAAAAUAAAUAACAGGGAGCCGAGCUUUGGAACAGUGUCCCGCAAUCAGUGAACGACGUGCUACCCCAAUUGGCUAUCGACUGAAAUCCGAUGAGAGUUCGAGUGCGGAGAUAGCCGCUCUUAGCAUCGUGGUUUAUUGAUUAAGGGCACCGCGUGAACAAGAUUUGUGCAAGGAGAACGUCUGGAAGAUAACAACUAACUCUUCACAUUGACUACCUCUCGUUCAUCGCCAUUGGGCAAAAAGUACGUGCGUGAAAGCCAAUAGGAUGCUGGCCAACUGAGCAUGCGCGGUUGAUGAAUUCUGCCUGCGAUGUUAAGGCACGCACUGCUAUUAUUUCCUCCGAAAUGAAGUAGCGAUAUGAUAUAAGUGUGCGGAACGUGACUGGUUAAAUCAAUACAGCAACAAACGCACGUGCUGGCAGCCUUCCCCCAUCGUCUUUCGAGGCAAGUUUCAACUGCACGUCAAAUAUAAGUGUAUACCUGUGCUGGUGGUUUGAUAUAUAUCAAAGGAGGGAGCAUGUUACUUGGUUGUAUGCCAGCGUUGAAACGAAAAAAUACACCACUAUUGUUUUUAUUGCAUUGUUACCUUCAGGACAUGGUGUAGCGGUCCACGGAUCACCAUGGAAUCAAGUACUUUUGAAACGGAGACGUACUACCCCGACAAUGGGACAGAGAAUAUUUUGGAAGAAAAACCUGAAGUGGUUUUCUGGGCUUGGUUCCAGAUGAUGUGCCUUGUACUUGCCAUAGUGGGAUUCCUCGGUAAUUUACUGGUGGUCCUCGUCAUCAUCCGACAGCAACGGCGCCGGACGAGUACGGAUAAACUUAUCCUCGCACUCGCCGUCGCAGACCUCCUCACUUCAAUCUUCAUCAUCCCCAUCCCUACCCCGUCCAGCCUUCCAUACGGUGUCCUAGGUGAACUCUACUGCAAAGUCGUAUAUUCAUCUGUGUGCAUGUGGAUUUCAAUCAUGGCAUCGGUUUUUACGUUAAUCAUGAUAUCAGGUGAGCGUUAUGUUGCUGUCUGUUAUCCAUUUCGCUACCAGCGACUAUUUGCCGGUUAUCGCCCGGAUAUCAUUCUCUGUGUAAUUUGGAUCAUAUCUUUCAUAAUCAACACAAAUAGCUUUUAUGUAUCGUUCGUUGACACGCCAGGUGUGAAUUGCACUGUUAAAUUUCCAACACCGGAGUUUCAAAUGUUCUUUGGUAUCGUCUUAUUUUUGGUGGAAUAUCUCAUUCCCGUCAUAAUCAUGCUCAUGGCAAACGUAUACACAAUUCGCGCCUUAAACCAUCAAGCCAGGUCCUUGGUGGCAAAGCGAGACAAGAGAUCUGGCCCGGCGUUAAAGCUUCUACAAGCGCGGAGAAAAGUCAUCGAAAUGCUCUUUGUUGUGGUGAUAAUAUUUGUUAUUUGUUGGACACCCGAUCAAAUAGGAUAUCUUGCCUUCAACAUUGGCUUAGUGGAGGUCGAUUUUCUAUACAGUCCAGUAUACAGGUCGUUUGUAGCUCUCGCCUUCUGUAACUCCUGUGCAAACCCUUUUAUUUAUGCAGCACGGAACCCCAAUUUCAGGCGAGCCCUCAAGGAAUUGGUCAUGUUUUCCCCUAUUGGUGGAUCCAUUUUCAACCAAGGAGGACCUGGUUUCACUGACAGAUUUGAGUUAAGCCAAACACAGGGCACUAUAAGAGGUGUUCUAGUGAACGGCAGAAAACCUUCUUUGCAAGGUUGUCUGGAUGUCCCAGAAACAUCCCAAAAGACGGCAUCAACCAUGUGAAAAGACUCACAUUUUCUAAUAUUUGAAAAGUUAUGGGAACUGCCAUGUCUUAUCAUUGCCACAUCUUUUGGUUGUCAGGAUGACAGGAAGCAAUUCAGGAAAGCGAUAGUCCAAACGAGCACGAUGAUAUCUACCGAGUGAUUGUAUGAUAUUUUUUUUCCUAUGACCAGCGUUAUGGGAAAGUGAAGAAGGAUACGUGAACGUGACCAAUAUCUUACACUGGAUCGUAAUGCUCACAACAAUGAUUAGUUUUUCUCGUAUGCAACAAUCAAUCUUGCCACUGCUUUGCAAAAUGCAACGGAGAGGAAAUGCAACACCAACAGAAAUCCAGGCUACCACUCAAGAUUUAAUUAUAGUGGAGUCCAGUCAAGCUUUCGCCAAAAAAAUAAAAACUUCACAACACGCACGCGUAAUUAUUACAUGUGGUUAUCAGUGAAUGAACACACCGGGUAUAUAUCUCUUUUAUCCGUCUAUGAAAAAAAUAUUUCGAGUGGAACAUUCUAUGACGACACAGCGACAUAAAUGUACUGUCGAGAACUGAUGUGGGUCGAGAGACAAGGGAGGGCUUAAGAUCAGAUAUGGACUGGUUGUCCUUUAUAUUGACCCAUCUAUCAUAAUGUCAUAAUGAACUCUGAUCGGAUUUGUGUGUCAUAACAUUUAUGUCAGUACAAGGGACCACUGUUCACCAUCCUUUAUUGUGAUGCGACAUUGUACCGAAUGGGGGUAUCUACAGAUUCGGACGCUCAAUUGUACAGAGAGUAAUAUAUGGAUUAAUCUAGAUUUAUGUUUUGUAUUUGGAAGAAAAGGAUUUGUAUGUCAAAUAUAUUAUAUUGCAUUUUUUUUUCAUUUUACCAAAAAGGGUUACAGAUCAUUUAUAUUUCGACACAGCACUAUAGCCCAUGUGCUGACAAGAAGGUUUUUUUUGUUCUUGUAAAAAAUAAUCAUAUUGGACAUUUUUUUUCAAUCAAAUUACAGGGCCAAGGUUAAAUCUUCAAAUAACAGCAUUUAGUUUGAUAAAAAAAGUGGUUUUAUGUCAAUGGAAUUGCAUUAAUGUUUAAGGUGACAUACUUUAAAGCAUAUAAUUGCAGUUUACCAAACGAACUUUUCAUUGAUAAUUUUUAAUGAAAAGAAACAUUGGUGCUCUCCGUCUUAUGGAGCAGAUAUGAAAAAUGGUCAGGGUGGUACGAAGUUCUGCACUCUCACACGUCUUAUUGUCUUAGUAUCGUGAUGUGUUCUUUUGGGGUGAAAUUAAAACAUUUUUACAUGGAGCGUUCAUAAGACGCCGAAUGUCCAUAUGAACUAGUUUUAGAUAUCUUAUGGCAUAACAACUUGUUUUAAGAUGAAAAUAAUGAAUCAAUCAGAUGCUUACAAAUAAAAUAAAAGACGCGUUCCCUUAGUUCAGUAUUCGUGGCUAAUGGGGCAUUGCAAGAAACUUGCGAUCAAUUCUAUUUUCGUCCCCGAAGUCAAGCAUAUGCCAUGCAAUCAAGUGCAAAUUUGCCAUUGAUUGCUAAUCUGCUCCAUGAAACAAGGAGUGUAAUCUGAUUCGAUAAAGUCAAAAGUAAUCACUCAACUAAAAAACUGCAACAGAAUAUUUGCGAUUGAUUGCAAAUAUUUUCUUGCAACACCUCCUUAGUCAUUUAAGGAGGACUUUGGUUAUUUGAAGUCUAAUCAUUAUUUCUCACAGAUUAAUCUAUCAAGUAAAUUCGCCAUGAGUCCACUCCUUGUCAUUCCUCAAUUAUGGACAGGGCGAUCAGAAUAGUUAAAAAGAUAAUUGAUGUUGUAGAUUUGGAUAUUUUCUGCUAACAAGAAAAGGUGGGAAAAUAAAAAUAAUAAAUAAAUAAAGAAAGAAAUUAAAAAGAAAAUUCGUACGAAAUUAAUAGUUGAUCUGUCGAUUAACAUAUCACCUAAUAACGUUUAUUUUCGGUCACGGUUUGUGAACACACGACUGUACGACAUGCACUUCCAAACGUUGAUCCAAUUUAAUAAACAGACAACACAGUAAGAACAAUCAGAUACAAAUAAUAUUUAUAGCGCUUUUCUUAAAAAUGUCAAUCCUUAUACAUUAUUAUAAAGAUUCUAAAGAAAAGCGCUAUCAAAUAGAGAUUAUAUAUUCAUCUUCCCCGAGGUCAAUGAGGGCGAUAAUGCUGAUUAUGUAGUCGUAAAUUUCAUCCAAAAUUGGAAAUAUAUACACGCAAUAUUGUUUAUUUCCUAGUUCAUUGUUAUGUUUUUUUCCCUUGACGUUGAUUAGAUAGUAACUGUUCAGAUAGAAAUUAAUGAUCGAGCUGUUUCAACGAUCUGUGGAAACUGCGCAAAAAUUUAGACAGAAAGAAAAUUUAAUCGAAUUUAUGUUUUAUUCUACCAUUUUCCGAAUUCAUGAAUAAUGGAAUUUUUGAUAAUAUAUACUAUUUGUUAUGCCAUGUAAUAGCAUAAAAAUUAUACACACCAUUGGGGGCAUUAGUAAAAAACGUUCGUGGUAGAUUAAGAGUAGUUCUAACACUCUGCCUCAAAAAUUGUUCCGUUCCAACUGUAAUUCAAAUUUGAACAAUCGCUUGGGAUGUGUAUCAAUUUUAGUUUUAUACUAGACACAAAUGGAAGAAAAUGAUUGGAAAAGUUAAGAAGCAUUCCAAAGCAAGCAAAAAUGAAGUGACUAUAUUUUUUGUUUAACUUACUAAAUAGGAGUUCAUUUAGAAUUGGACACGACGUUAUGUAGAAAUCAUUCAUUAUUGAACCCAUGGUAGUGCUGCUACUCCAUGUUCGUAGCAGCCGAGCGAAUUCUCCGCACAGAGGGAAACAUAUAUAUCUAUCGUCAAAUGGUUUUCUCUGAGUAUCAUGUUCCGAAUGUGUCUUUCAGUUUACAGUGAUAGUCGCACAUAUUCAACAGAAAAAGGUUGGAUAACACAUUGGGCCGUGUAUUUACGCCAUAUUUCGAAAUAAAAGUCUACUCCAAAAAUCAAGUUCAGGAACACCAGAGCAGUAAUGAAAAUCACAUUUAUUAUUUAAGUUCUAAUAAUUAAAUCACUGGAAAAAACGACAUGAUUUUUGUAUGAUAUUUUUUCUUUCUUUUUUUUUAUACAAACUUGGUUUUCACCUUCGACAAGACUAUGGAAACAUGGCUGAUACGCAAUUUGUUCCGCAAAAACUCAGGCUUAAAAUAACCGUUUUACAAACUCUGCUUAGCAUUUGCAGUUAAAUUCAUGUCCCUGAUAUCUAUGAAGUGCAGUACCGGAUGAUUUUAUCAUGUUUUAUGCGUAAUCAGUUGGUGGAUGACGGUGAAUCUGCGAGUGUGGGUAUGUAGGCAUGUGCCUGUUGGUCUGCGUGGUUGUGUGGAUGAAGAAAGUUCUGUGUCUAUGUAUUUGCGUUUGUCUGAAAUUAACGUUAAACCUUGUAAUCCCCUGUUAAGUUGCGAAAGAACUUUGUUAUAAGAUUAAAUAUUUCAAUUAUGAUCAGUAUAAAAUGUAAAUACUCCAUAUCAUGCUAGAUAUUGAACUUAGUAUGAUACCAUGAUACACGUGUUAUCCUGUGUAGAAAGACUUAAUUGGUCUUUAUUUUGUAUUUCGAAGAAAGCCCCUUUUAGAUAUUCCUUCGAUUGGGAGUUACUUGGAACAUGCCACUGGUGUGUUGGCUCAGUAGGUAGAGCGUCCGUCUCACAAGCGGGAGGUUGCGGGUUCAAACCCCGACCGCGUCAGACUAAAAUACGUUAAAAGAUGGGAGUUGCUGCUACCCUGUUUGGCGUUCAACGAAUAAAGGGAUAGAGCCUCGUCGAUCUGGCGCUGCACAUAUAUUUUUUUUCAU
Molecule: messenger RNA, 5640 nt
Organism: Lytechinus variegatus (green sea urchin)
Lineage: Eukaryota; Metazoa; Echinodermata; Echinoidea; Temnopleuroida; Toxopneustidae
Product: kappa-type opioid receptor-like
Exons: 1
Coding region: 709-1848 (379 amino acids)
Biological process (GO): G protein-coupled receptor signaling pathway
Cellular component (GO): membrane
Molecular function (GO): neuropeptide Y receptor activity
Source: RefSeq, a predicted model, not a curated record